GUCCCGAGCGUCGGUCUCCGCCCAGCCCCCUCUCCGCGUCGCCGGUGCCUGCACCGCUCGCCUCGCCUCGCUUUUUCUCCCCCGGCGGAGGCCCGGGCAGCCCGCGCGAGCAGCGAGGACCAUGUUCCGACGCAAGCUCACGGCCCUGGACUACCACAACCCCGCAGGCUUCAACUGUAAAGAUGAAACAGAAUUUAGAAACUUUAUUGUUUGGCUUGAAGACCAGAAAAUCAGACACUACAAGAUUGAAGACAGAGGUAACUUGAGAAACAUCCACAGCAGUGACUGGCCCAAGUUCUUGGAAAAGUAUCUCAGAGAUGUUAACUGUCCUUUCAAGAUUCAGGAUCGGCAAGAAGCAAUUGAUUGGCUUCUUGGUUUAGCUGUUAGGCUUGAAUAUGGAGAUAACGCUGAAAAAUACAAGGACUUAGUACCUGAUAACAAGAAAAAUACUGACAAUGCAGCUAAAAAUGCAGAGCCAUUGAUCAACCUGGAUGUAAAUAAUCCUGAUUUUAAGGCUGGUGUCAUGGCUCUGGCUAACCUCCUUCAGAUUCAGCGUCAUGAUGACUACUUGGUAAUGCUUAAGGCAAUUCGUAUUUUGGUUCAGGAGCGUCUAACACAGGAUGCAGUUGCUAAAGCAAAUCAAACAAAAGAGGGCUUACCUGUUGCUUUAGACAAACAUAUUCUUGGCUUUGACACAGGAGAUGCAGUUCUUAACGAAGCUGCUCAGAUCCUACGGUUGCUGCACAUAGAGGAGCUCAGAGAGCUACAGACAAAAAUCAAUGAAGCCAUAGUAGCUGUUCAGGCAAUUAUUGCUGAUCCAAAGACAGACCACAGACUGGGGAAAGUUGGAAGAUGAGCACCCCUGCCUGCUCAGUGAUGGGAACCGUGGCACCGGCAUGUGUUUGGAAAUCAAAUGUCACAUUUUCAAGGGAGGAAUCCCAGGAGAUUGACCAUGUUCUAGAGAUUUACCACCACUGCUUUUUUUUCUUUAAUAAAGUUGGGCAAAGUAAAA
Messenger RNA from Meriones unguiculatus (Mongolian gerbil), 1012 nucleotides. RefSeq names its product RNA transcription, translation and transport factor (gene Rtraf). Gene Ontology annotation, cellular component: tRNA-splicing ligase complex. The transcript has 8 exons. Gene Ontology annotation, molecular function: RNA binding. The coding region runs from base 122 to 856 and encodes 244 amino acids. Gene Ontology annotation, biological process: tRNA splicing, via endonucleolytic cleavage and ligation. The record is from RefSeq and is a predicted model, not a curated record. Lineage: Eukaryota; Metazoa; Chordata; Mammalia; Rodentia; Muridae.